AUCUAGCUGCACCGCUGAACGUUCUCUGUUGGUUGUGUGUUAAAUUCUAUAAAUAGAUAUCAUAUAAUUAUGUAUUUCUAGAAUUUACAGUUUUUUAAUAAGAGCCCAAAUAAAGGAGAUUAUUGCAUAUAACAUUUACAGGUAGAUCAUGGGAGUCCACGGACUGUGGAAGUUACUGGAGAGUUCAGGAAGACCAAUCAACCCGGAGAGUCUGGAGGGAAAGAUCCUGGCUGUUGACAUCAGUAUCUGGCUGAACCAGGCUGUGAAGGGCGUGCGAGCUCGAGAUGGGAGCAGUGUUCAGAACGCUCACCUCCUCACUCUGUUCCACCGGGUCUGCAAGCUGCUCUACUUCCGCGUCCGGCCCGUGUUUGUGUUCGACGGGGACGCUCCCCUGCUCAAGAGGCAGACUCUGGCUGUGAGGCGACAGAGGAGGGAGGAGCUGACCAGAGAGUCUAAACAGACCAACGAGAAACUCCUCAAGACGUUCCUCAAACGCAGAGCCAUUCAGGCUGUUCUAGGAGAACAAAGUGAAGAGCCAGUCCUGAGUCUGUCAAAUGUGAGGAAAGAUGAGGAGGACAUCUACAUUCUGCCCGCUCUACCAGUUGUGGAUAAGGAGAACAGCUCUGGAGAAGAAGAAGAAGAAGCAGCAGAAGAUGAAGAGAGAUCUGGAGAUCAUAAAACGGACAGCCAUCACAUGUAUCAGGGAGAGAUGCACGGUGAUCCUAACUCAGUCGAUAUAAACGGUGAAGAGUUCAGCGAUCUUCCUCUGGAGGUCAGACACCAGAUCCUCAAAGACAUGAAGGAGUUUAGCAAGAGGCGCAGAACCAUGUACCAGCCCCCCCCUGAGUGUUCUAGAGACUUCUCUCAGUACCAGCUGGAAGGUCUCCUGCAGAGGAAGCAUCUGAACCACCGUCUGGUGGAGGUGGAGCGAGAGAUGAACCAUAACAGCGCAGGGGCGGGGCCACAGCUCUACAGAGACCAGGACCCUUCCAACCAGAACCAAACCAUAGAGACACGCAGACUGCUCUCUGAGGACUCCACCCACUACAUCCUCAUUAAAGGCGGCCAGAAGAAGAAGGCGAAGGUCCCUGAUAACCAGCCGGCAGCCCUCCCCUGGUCGGGGGGCCCGCUGUCAGGGGCCCGGAGACCCCGGGCGGGCAGACCCCAGCCGCUGUGGAGCACCGUCUGCGAGGAGGAGGAGGAGGAAGAGGAGGGGGAGGAAGAGGAGGAGGAGGAGGAAGAGAAGCAAGCCUCAUCUUCCUCUUCGGCCCCCACACCCAACCACCUCCCCCCCUCCCCUCGCACCCUGCAGGCCAUCCAGGCGGCCAUGGAGAGCGGCUCAGAGGAGGAGCAGGAGCAGUUAGGGAGGAGGAGGAGGAGUAGGAGCGUCUCCCCACGCACAGCUCUGGCCAUCCAACAAGCCCUGGCUGAGGAGGGGGAGGGGGAGGAGGCAGGUCCACUCCCCACCCUACCACCAACACCCCCACCGCUGCAGCUCCCCACUCCAUCACCACCCCAGCUCCCCACCCUAACCCCGCCACCAGUACAGCUCCACACGCCAACACCACCCCCACCACCACCACCCCCCCCACCACCAAAGCUCCCCACUGCUUCUCCACCACAGCUCGACAGCAGCGCAACAGCGAAUAGCCGGCCCGGUAUGACUAUUCCAACCAAUCAGAAAGGCCGUGGGGUUGUCCUAUCAGGUGGUUGGCUGGACAGCAGUUCAGAAGAGGAGGAGGUGGAGGAGGUGAUUAGAGAGGAGUUGCCCAGGGAGGAGAACAAACUGGGAGGGAGGAGGACUGGAGAGGAGACGUCGGACCGGUCGAAGCCGGGAGAGAAGCUUCCAGAACCCAUCAAGAUAAACGAGGAGAGGGAGGGGGAGGAGCGGGAGCGAUUCAGAAGCUUCAUCCAGGUGUCUGAUGAGGAGGAGCCGAAACAGGAAGAGGAUGAUGAUGUCACAGAAACAGGGAAUAGGCCUCCGGCCUAUUCGGCCAGCCCAGGUACCCAGAAUGAUGAGGACCAGAAGGAGGAGGUAGAGCAGAAGGAGGAGGUAGAGCAGAAGGAGGAGGUAGAGCAGAAGGAGGAGACACGGAAGGAGGCGGUACCGCAGAAGGACGAGGAGGAGGAGGAGGUUACCAAGGCGUGGGAUGGUGUUGACAUGGCCGAGCUGGAGGCGCUAGAGAGCUGUCUGGAGGAGGAGCAGGCCAGCCUGAGACAGCAGAAGGACAAGCAGGAGAGGACGGCGGCCAGCGUCAGUGGACAGAUGUGCCUGGAGAGCCAGGAGCUGCUGCGUAUGUUUGGCGUGCCGUACAUGGUGGCGCCGUCGGAGGCGGAGGCCCAGUGUGCGUGUCUGGACCGCCGCGAGCUGACCCACGGGACCAUCACAGACGACUCAGACGUCUGGCUGUUUGGAGGGAGACACGUCUACAGGAACUUCUUCAGCCAGAGCAAAUACAUAGAGCACUACCAGUACACUGACCUGCACAACCAGCUGGGUCUGGACCGCAGCAAGCUGAUCAACAUGGCGUACCUUCUGGGCAGCGACUACACCGACGGCGUCCCGGGGGUGGGCUACGUCACCGGUAUGGAGAUCCUGAACGAGUUCCCUGGACCCAAUCUGGAGCCCCUCACUCAGCUCAGCACAUGGUGGUCGGCGGCCAAGCAGAGGAAGGCGUCGGACCCGCGGGACUCCAAGGUGAAGAAGAAGCUGCGCUCCCUCCAGCUGACGGCCGGCUUCCCCAAUCCGCUCAUAGCGCAGGCCUACCUGCACCCCACCGUCGACCAAUCAGAGAGCGCCUUCAGCUGGGGACGCCCUCACCUGGAGCAGAUCAAAGAAUUCUGCCAGAGUCGGUUUGGCUGGACCAAUAAGAAGACAGACGAGGCUCUACAGCCAGUCAUCAAACAGCUGAACAGCCAGCAGAGCCAGCCGCGAAUCGACUCCUUCUUCCGCCAGGAGCAGCAGGAGCAGAAGGAGGUGCGCAGCACUAGGCUCCGCAGGGCGGUCACCUGCAUGAAGAGGAAGGAGCGGGAGGAGCGGGGGGAGCGGGAGGAGCAGACGGAGGAGUCCCUCUCGCCUUCCAAAUGCAAACAGGCCAAGCCAGCGGAGGGGAGGAAGGAGGUGUCCAGGUAG
This is a messenger RNA of Gadus chalcogrammus (walleye pollock), 3133 nucleotides long. RefSeq names its product excision repair cross-complementation group 5 (gene ercc5). Gene Ontology annotation, cellular component: nucleus. NCBI's taxonomy places the organism in Eukaryota, Metazoa, Chordata, Actinopteri, Gadiformes, Gadidae. Gene Ontology annotation, biological process: nucleotide-excision repair. The transcript is spliced from 17 exons. The coding region runs from base 149 to 3133 and encodes 994 amino acids. Gene Ontology annotation, molecular function: single-stranded DNA binding; DNA endonuclease activity. The record is from RefSeq and is a predicted model, not a curated record.